This is a messenger RNA of Panonychus citri (citrus red mite), 1843 nucleotides long. Its product is annotated as histidine-rich glycoprotein-like. The record is from RefSeq and is a predicted model, not a curated record. Bases 597 to 1619 code for a protein of 340 amino acids. NCBI's taxonomy places the organism in Eukaryota, Metazoa, Arthropoda, Arachnida, Trombidiformes, Tetranychidae. The transcript is spliced from 4 exons.
AUAACAUAACCAGUAAUUAACUUAAUUGUUGAUGGAUUUUUUUUUCUCAAUCAUCCCCAUGAAAUUGUAUUACAAUCAAAAUCAAUUGUCUCUUAAUUGUUGCAAUUGUAAACUGAUUUUUUGUCACAAAUAGUAAACACAUUCACUUUACUAAAUCAAUUUUUUGCUUAAUCAAAUUAAAGUUUAUUUUUGAUUGUGAUUAAACUUUUUGAACAGUUAAUUGUUGAUCUGAGCUUCUGGGUUAACAAUUUAACAAACAUUGAAAGUUUUUUCAAAGUAACCAAAUCAAAAUUAGUUAAUGAUUUUCAAUAACUGUUUCCGAGUUGAACAUUUUUUUCUUGUAAUUAUUUAAUCACUCAAACAAUUUGUGGACAAUUUAAUUAGAUAGUAUUUCCAAUUAAAUUGAUCUGUACUAAACUGGACGGAAAAUCAGGUAUAUAAAUUGUCGCGAAUUGAUUAAAAUUAUCAGUAGUCAGUUGAUCAACAAUCAACUAACAACAACAUCCGAUUUAUUAGUUAAACAUCAACAACAAUAAUCUAAUCCAAUAGUAAACUGAAUUGUACAAUUGAACAAUCAGUUAAAUCAAUCAACGAAAAUGAAGUUUAUUAGUUUAUUAACUGUUUUAAUUGUUGUUAUCCAGGUAACAAUCAGUUCGGGUAAUCCAUUGACCGAUUUGGUUAAUGCAAUUGUCCCGAGUACUAAAUCAGCUGUUGAAAAGCAAGCAGAGGAAUCGAUUGGUAAAGUAGCAAUAAUCAGACCUCUUGAUGGUUGGGGUCAUCAUGGUCAUGACCACGGUUGGGGUCAUCAUGAGGCUCAUCAUGGUUGCCACAAGAAAGAGGUAACUCAUCAUCAUCACCAUCAUCAUAAACACGCUCCCGUUGAGGCUCAUCAUCACCAUAAACAUGGACACAAACAUGGACACGACCAUAAACAUGGACAUGGUCACAAACAUGGACACAAACAUGACCAUAAACAUGACCAUGGACACAAACAUGAUCACGGACAUAAACACGAUGCUUGGCAUAAGCAUGACCAUGGACAUAAACACGGUCACAAACACGAUCAUGGACACAAACAUGACCAUUGGGAGAAACACGAUCACAAACAUGGACACAAACACGGUCAUGACCACAAACAUGGACACAAACACGAUCAUUGGCAUAAGCAAGACCACAAACACGGACACGACCACAAACAUGGCCACAAACAUGACCACAGCCAUAAACAUGGACAUGAUCAUAAACACGGUCACAAAAAUGACCACUGGCAUCAUCAUGGACACAAACACGAACACGGUUGGCAUGAUCAUGGUCACCAUGGACACCACGAUGGACACCAUGGUUGGGGUCACGAUCACGGACACAAAGGUCAUGAUCACGGACAUGGACAUGGACAUGGACACCACGGUUGGCAUGAUAUCCACAAGAAGGAUGGAUCCAUUUCCAUUGCUUCCUCUUCCCCUGUUGCUGCUUCUGGUUCAAGUGACUCAAGUUCCUAUGGGUCACCCGGUUACAGUGUAAUCGAUUCAAAAGGAUUUACCUCAUCUCUCAAAAAUGACGAUAAAACAAUCAAGAUGAUUGCUGAAUUUGACAAAGAAUUUUAUUCCAAAGCAAAAUGAAUCAACUCCAACAAUCAACACACUCACUCACUCGAUACUCGCACUCGAACCUGUGAUAAUUAGUCAACUAAUCAAUCAAUCAAUCAACCAAAACCGAUCAAUCCCUGUAAUCAAACAUCAAAUUGAUUAUUUAUUUUCUGUAAAUUGUCAUAUUGUAAAUUCAAUCUAAUUGUAUAUCUAAUAUUAUAAAUACCCAAAGAGAAUCACAACUUUCAUCAACUAAA